AUGAGUUUAACCCUGGCUAGGUGCAGAAUACCGAGGAAAAACGUUUUCUAUUAUCGAUCAACGGAACAUGAAAACAAUUUCAUUUUGUCUUUCGCCGUUUGUUUUGACAGAGAAGAUGACAUCUAUUACUUUUGCUACUGCUAUCCCUACACAUACACACAACUUCAACGUUAUAUAAACCGCAUUAGCCAAAUGCACAGCGUAAUUGUAAAAAGAGAGCUACUUGGAAUGAGUUUGGUAAGAACAAAUAAUCAAAUAUGUGAUUUUUCGAGUCACAGUACAGUCACAGUAGGAUGUUCGAACUAUCACGUGAUAUUUUUAAUAUAUAUUAAAAAUAUUAAGAUAUCUUACCUUCUUGCUGCUGUAGCAUACCAUUUGGUUUUUGACUUUUCAGUCAACACAACAAUUACUCGUGGGCUUCGAAGACUUGACCUGCUUACAAUAACGGAUCCUCGAAAUUCAAAUUUAUUCGGGUUGCCAAAGAAGCGUAUAGUUUUCGUGACUGCAAGGGUUCACCCGGGUGAAAGCCCAUCUUCCUACGUAUGUCAAGGACUUAUUGAUUUCCUCACAAGUUCGCAUUCAAUUGCCAAACAGCUUCGGCUGCAUCUGGUUUUUAUGAUUGUACCAAUGCUGAAUCCCGACGGGGUAUUCUUUGGAAAUCACCGAAGCUCUCUUCUUGGGUUCGACUUAAAUCGCCAUUGGCAGGAACCGCUUCCCGUAGCCCAACCAACUAUUCACUCUGUAAAAAACCUACUUGCAUCUUUGGACAAAUUUGACGUACGUUAA
Messenger RNA from Dibothriocephalus latus, 786 nucleotides. The record is from the annotation of a GenBank genome assembly. Lineage: Eukaryota; Metazoa; Platyhelminthes; Cestoda; Diphyllobothriidea; Diphyllobothriidae.